AUGGCAGAAAAUAACAGCGAUUCAGGUGAUGAGUUUGGUGAUUUCGAAGGUGUGACGGAUGACCAAGAACAAUUAGUGUUAUAUGUCAAUGAGUUAGUACCGAAGGUGAACUUGGGAGAUGUAUGCCAACAGAAACACGAUCUUGAAGAGCUACUGGCCGAGGAGAGACCUCGAGUUAUCUACGAGCAAUUAGUCGAAUUGCAUACUGUAUUACAACCCAUAACAUGGAAGAGUUCCCAUCUGAGGUCUCAUUUGUUGCAUGUAAUGAGGCUGGAGGAGCAUGAUAAAAGCGAUAAGCACAUUAUAGAGGAAGCUGUCGACGAUCAACUGUAUACGCGGAUAUGCUCUAUGCUUCCGACAUUUUCUGCUGAACAAGUACGCUCGCCGGCUCUCAUACUGAGGGACCAAUUCAAGUAUAUGUAUGCCCCUCCACUAACACAUUCGUCUUUGCAAGGUGAGGCAAUCCAUGAACAAGAAGAACAUGUACCGUCACUGCUGGCAGUAAAAAUGGACUCAAUACAAAGUGCAAAAGAGAUGGAACAGUAUCAUGAUAAACUAUGUAAUGCUAUUGAUGCAUUAAUUGUGACGUUGAAACAGAUCGAGCUACAACAAGCCAAUUUAACAGCAGAUAAGACAACUUACGAGAAUGUCGUAACAAAUUUGACAGGCCAUACGCAACGGCUUCAGAGAGAUGAAAUCGAGCUAUAUAACAAGCAUAAGAAUAGACGGAAGAGAUUUUCCUGGAUCGGUAGAUAG
Messenger RNA from Nakaseomyces glabratus, 756 nucleotides. It is a transcript of the gene LAA2, whose product is annotated as Laa2p. The record is from RefSeq and is a predicted model, not a curated record. NCBI's taxonomy places the organism in Eukaryota, Fungi, Ascomycota, Saccharomycetes, Saccharomycetales, Saccharomycetaceae.